Molecule: messenger RNA, 276 nt
Organism: Protopolystoma xenopodis
Lineage: Eukaryota; Metazoa; Platyhelminthes; Monogenea; Polystomatidea; Polystomatidae
Source: the annotation of a GenBank genome assembly
AUGGCCCAUGCUAACUGGACCGCAGUGGAGUCUAUUGGUACCACUCCUUUCUGCCCAUUCUUGACAUGGUCGGCCAAGCUUGCAGAAUGCCAUUUGAAGCAGCAAUCUUCCAUUGCUGGGAUUGUGUUGCACAUUCAUUGUCUCAGACAAAGCCUUGAGCUUCCUGUCGGUCUGGAUGCGAGCAUUGUCUUUCGGCUUAGCACACAUUUGCCGCAUCCUUUGGCUCUGACCACUUCGUAUUCGUAUCCACUUCUCCUCAACCUACACUUCAAUUGA